Molecule: messenger RNA, 1837 nt
Organism: Eruca vesicaria subsp. sativa (arugula)
Lineage: Eukaryota; Viridiplantae; Streptophyta; Magnoliopsida; Brassicales; Brassicaceae
Source: the annotation of a GenBank genome assembly
GGCACUACACUACAACACUUCUCCUUCUUCUCUCCUCCUCAUAUAUUUAUUAUUAUUACUCUCUCUCUCUUUCACACAAAAAAAAAGAAAAUAUCAAAUGAGAGAAUCUAAUUCAAAAAAAAUCUCAUCAACAUAAUCCGAUAAGUGUUUGGUAAUUAAAGCCGGUGGAUCCGACGGAGAUGGCGAAGACCGGUGUAUUCGAUUCGGAUCCGACGGCGAUUGCUAAAGCUAAAGAACUGAAACGUGAGAUGAAGAAACUUCUGAUGAACAUGGAGGAAGAAGAUGGUUUGAGCGUUCAGACAAUCGAUCAGUUGCAGGAGGCUUUGUCUUCGUUUAAACAGGAGACGAUGAGGAAGAUGGCGAAGUCUUGUUCUCUGGAGAUGUUAGAGACUGUGUCUUGUCCUGAGGAAUUUCGUUGUCCUCUGUCUAAUGAGCUCAUGCGUGAUCCUGUCGUGUUGGCUUCUGGUCAGACAUAUGAUAAGUUAUUCAUACAGAAGUGGUUGAGCUCAGGAAACAGGACAUGUCCCAAAACACAGCAAGUUCUGCCUCAUACAUCUUUAACUCCCAAUCUUUUAAUCCGUGAUAUGAUCUCAAAAUGGUGCAAGACCGUUGGGUUAGAGACAAGGAACUAUCAAUCUAGUCUUGUAGAUGAGGAGAAAGCUGUGACUAGAUCAGACCGUGAGAUAUUCAACUCUUUGCUCAGUAAACUCUCCUCUUCUAACCUUCAAGAUCAAAAAUCAUCCGCGAAGGAGCUAAGACGUUUGACCAAGAAAGGCACCGAGUUCCGUGCCCUUUUCGGUGAAUCUUCAGAGGGAAUCAACCGCUUGGUGAAUCCUUUGUUGUUACACGGGUCUAGUUUGAACCAAGAUGAGUAUCUUCAAGAAGAUGUGAUCACAACGUUGCUGAAUGUUUCCAUACAUGAUGACAGUAACAAGAAGCUAGUCUGCGAAAACCCUAACGUGAUUCCUCUCUUGAUCGAUGCGUUGAGACGCGGAACGGUAGCUACCAGAAGCAAUGCAGCUGCAACGGUCUUCACUCUCUCCGCGCUUGACUCCAACAAAGCACUUAUAGGCAAAUCCGGAAUCUUGAAACCGCUUAUCGAUCUUUUAGAAGAAGGGAAUCCAUUAGCUAUCAAGGACGUAGCCGCAGCGAUCUUUACUCUCUGUAUUGCUCAUGAGAACAGGAGCAGAGCUGUAAAAGAUGGUGCUGUUAGGGUUUUAGGUAAGAAAAUCUCUGAUGGGUUGUAUGUGGACGAGCUUUUAGCUAUCUUAGCGAUGCUUGUUACUCACUGGAAGGCUGUGGAGGAGCUUGGUGAGCUUGGAGGUGUUACUUGGCUGCUGAGGAUUACUAGAGAGAGUGAAUGUAAGCGUAACAAAGAGAAUGCGAUUGUGAUAUUGCAUACUAUAUGUUUCAGUGAUAGGACAAAAUGGAAGGAGAUCAAAGAAGAGGAGAGUAGUCAUGGAACGAUAACAAGGCUUGCGCGUGAAGGAACCUCUAGGGCACAGAGGAAAGCAAAUGGGAUCUUGGAUAGGCUGAGAAAAGCUAUGAAUCUUACUCACACAGCUUGAGUGAGAAUGAUUCUAAAAAUCCGCAAUGUAAAUUAUCUACAAUCUAUGUUUUUUUUUUUUUUUUUGAGUAUUUGGUUUUUUCAGAAUUUUUGUAAAUUAUUCAUAUCUUUAGGAUUUGAAUAAUAUAUAUAUGGUUUUCCGUAUAUGAUGAUGAGGUUGUAAGUAGAAGAAACCUGUGUGAAUAGUUUUUUUCCGUUUGAUGUUCUUUUCCUUCUGAGGAAUCAAUAAUACUUAUGUUGGCGUUAUUCAUGUGUGGUCAACAAGUAACG